GGAGGGAGCGGGCCCGAGACUGCAUCAUUCCGCACUGGCUGCAGCACGGCCAGAGCGAGCAGGUGGAGCGAGCGAGCGAGACGCGAGCCGGAGCGCGCCAGACCCGGGGGAGACUGCAGUGACGCUGCCCGGGAGACAUGGCGGCCGGGCGCCUCUGAAUAAGCAGAAUCCGGAGCCCCUCGCCGCCCCUGGCCGCCGCAGCCCAGGCCAUGCCGACCGGCUGCUGACCGCACGCAGGGGCCGGCCCAGAGGACACAUGCGGCAGCAGCUGCCGCCUCGCCCUGAUCCUCUCCCUGCAUUCUCCAUGUUGCAUUUCUCGUCAGUUUCCCUGGCAGUGUAGCUGCUGCUGCCAGAGGAGCAGUCAGGGCUUGGCUCUCUGCUCAUUCAUCCAGCUACACUUUUCUUUUCCGUUUUUACCCUUCCCUUCCCAUUUCCUUCUUCCUUCCCCUGCCUGCUUUGCAUCCAUCUCCCCCACCCCAUCACCCGCUCCUGCCUCCAUCCACCGGGGCUAUGGCCGCAGAAGAGGUAUCGCAGACUGUGGACCAUUAUAAGACUGAGAUAGAGAGGCUGACCAAGGAGCUCACAGAGACGACCCACGAGAAGAUCCAGGCUGCCGAGUACGGGCUGGUGGUGCUGGAAGAGAAGCUGACCCUCAAACAGCAGUAUGACGAGCUGGAGGCUGAGUACGACAGCCUCAAACAGGAGCUGGAGCAGCUGAAAGAGGCUUUUGGGCAGUCCUUCUCCAUCCACCGGAAAGUCGCGGAGGAUGGGGAGACUCGGGAGGAAACACUUCUGCAGGAGUCAGCCUCAAAGGAAGCUUACUAUCUGGGGAAGAUCUUGGAGAUGCAGAACGAACUGAAACAGAGCCGGGCUGUGGUCACCAACGUCCAGGCAGAAAAUGAGAGGCUCACGGCCGUCGUGCAGGAUCUGAAGGAGAACAAUGAGAUGGUGGAGCUACAGAGAAUACGGAUGAAGGAUGAAAUCCGGGAAUAUAAAUUCCGAGAGGCCCGCCUCCUGCAGGACUACACGGAGCUGGAGGAAGAAAAUAUCACGCUGCAGAAACUCGUGUCCACGUUAAAGCAGAACCAGGUUGAAUAUGAAGGCUUAAAGCAUGAGAUUAAGCGAUUUGAGGAGGAGACAGUGCUGCUGAAUAGCCAGCUGGAAGAUGCCAUCCGGUUAAAAGAGAUUGCUGAGCAUCAACUGGAAGAAGCCCUGGAGACCUUGAAAAAUGAAAGGGAACAGAAGAACAACCUGCGGAAGGAGCUGUCCCAGUACAUCACCCUCAAUGACAACCAUAUCAGCAUCUCGGUAGACGGACUCAAGUUCGCCGAGGAUGGGAGUGAACCAAACAAUGAUGACAAAAUGAACGGGCACAUCCAUGGGCCCCUUGUGAAACUGAAUGGAGACUAUCGGACUCCCACGUUAAGGAAAGGAGAGUCUCUACACCCUGUUUCUGACUUAUUCAGUGAGCUGAACAUUUCAGAAAUACAGAAAUUGAAGCAGCAGCUUAUGCAGGUAGAGCGAGAAAAGGCCAUCCUUCUGGCCAAUCUCCAGGAGUCCCAAACGCAGCUGGAACACACCAAGGGGGCACUGACAGAGCAGCAUGAACGGGUGCACCGCCUCACAGAGCACGUUAAUGCCAUGAGGGGCCUGCAGAGCAGCAAGGAGCUCAAGGCCGAGAUGGAUGGGGAGAAGGGCCGGGACUCAGGAGAGGAGGCCCAUGACUACGAGGUGGACAUCAAUGGCUUGGAGAUCCUUGAGUGCAAAUACAGGGUGGCAGUAACUGAGGUGAUCGAUUUGAAAGCUGAAAUUAAGGCCUUAAAGGAGAAAUAUAAUAAAUCUGUAGAAAACUACACUGAAGAGAAGGCCAAGUAUGAGAGUAAGAUCCAAAUGUAUGAUGAACAGGUUACAAGCCUUGAGAAGACCACCAAGGAGAGUGGAGAGAAGAUGGCCCACAUGGAGAAGGAGUUGCAAAAGAUGACCAGCAUAGCCAAUGAAAAUCACAAUACCCUUAAUACGGCCCAAGAUGAGUUGGUGACAUUUAGUGAGGAGCUAGCUCAGCUUUAUCACCAUGUAUGUCUUUGUAAUAAUGAAACCCCCAACAGGGUCAUGCUGGACUACUAUAGGCAAAGCAGAGUCACCCGAAGUGGCAGCCUGAAAGGGCCGGAUGAUCCCAGGGGACUUUUGUCUCCACGGUUAGCCAGGCGAGGGGUGUCAUCCCCAGUAGAAACAAGGACCUCAUCUGAACCAGUUCCAAAAGAAAAUACAGAGGCCAGCAAAGAACCAAGUCCAACCAAGACCCCCACAAUCUCUCCUGUUAUUACUGCCCCACCAUCAUCUCCAGUAUUAGAUACAAGUGACAUCCGCAAAGAGCCAAUGAACAUCUACAACCUUAAUGCCAUAAUUCGGGACCAAAUCAAGCACCUGCAGAAAGCUGUGGACCGGUCCUUGCAACUGUCUCGUCAAAGAGCAGCGGCACGGGAGCUGGCCCCCAUGAUCGAUAAAGACAAGGAAGCCUUAAUGGAAGAGAUCCUCAAGCUGAAGUCCCUGCUGAGCACCAAACGGGAGCAGAUCGCCACACUGAGGGCCGUGUUGAAAGCCAACAAACAGACGGCUGAGGUGGCUCUAGCCAACCUCAAGAACAAAUACGAAAAUGAAAAAGCAAUGGUGACGGAAACGAUGACGAAACUCAGAAAUGAACUGAAGGCUCUGAAAGAAGAUGCAGCAACUUUCUCGUCCCUGAGAGCAAUGUUUGCAACAAGAUGUGAUGAAUAUGUCACACAGUUGGAUGAGAUGCAGAGACAGUUAGCAGCCGCAGAGGAUGAGAAGAAGACUCUAAACACUUUGUUACGAAUGGCUAUCCAGCAAAAACUCGCCCUGACCCAGCGGCUGGAGGACUUAGAGUUUGACCAUGAGCAGUCCCGACGCAGCAAAGGCAAACUUGGGAAGAGCAAGAUCGGCAGCCCUAAAGUAAGUGGGGAGGCAUCAGUCACCGUGCCCACCAUAGACACUUACCUCCUGCAUAGUCAGGGCCCACAGACACCCAACAUUCGGGUCAGCAGUGGCACUCAGAGGAAAAGACAAUUUUCACCUUCCCUUUGUGAUCAGAGCCGUCCCAGGACUUCAGGGGCUUCCUACCUACAGAAUUUAUUAAGCGUUCCCCCUGAGCCCACCUCCACAGAAUCAUUUCUUCUGAAGGGCCCCCCUUCCAUGAGUGAAUUCAUCCAAGGGCACCGGCUCAGCAAGGAAAAAAGGUUAACCGUGGCUCCACCAGAUUGUCAGCAGCCUGCUGCCUCCGUACCGCCACAGUGCUCACAACUAGCCGGGAGGCAAGACUGCCCGACUGUCAGUCCUGACCCAGCUCUCCCAGAGGAGCAGCCACAUUCCAGCUCGCAGUGCACCCCUCUCCACUGUCUCUCCAAGCCUCCUUACCCUUAGCCUUCACCUCCUGCGGACGAACAUCUGGGGUGAACAUUUUGUAGCCACACACAGGAUACUGCCCAAGAUCCAGCAGUGUUUUCUUUUUGGUGGUUAGAUUAUCCUUGGAUUAAUGUCCAUCAUUCUGGAAGAUGAGAGAAAGUUGAGAAGAAUAACACAAAGCACAGACUCUGGUGUGAUAGAACGUUUUAUGGUUUCUCUAAGUCACAGAUAAACUUCUGCAAUCAAAUGGCUACCGUUCAGUUAAAUCAAAAAACAAGGUGAAACGAAACAAGAAACAUGUAUCUCAGAUGGCUGGCUUUACCUCGAUAGCAUAAGAGAGACCUAAGACAAUGUAAAAUACGUAUAUUGUAAAGUCAUCUUUCCUCAUACUUCAAAUUCAGCCAUAGAGGUUGAUUCUGAUUUUUUUUGUCAUUAAUAUUUAUUUUGUACUUUAUUUGCCACAUGGGAUUCAUGUCUAUAAAAAUUUCUGUGAGAGGUGAACUUAAUUCGUUUAUUUUUAAAGAAGCAUAAUUUGCUCAGUUAAGUAUGAGUUUUAAUUUAGUUUGAAAUCUGGAAUUGGCCAGACGGUGGUCAUUUUUCCUGCACAAAAUGAUAAUAAGGUGCAUCGGAAUGUUAACAAUAACUGUAUUUUGCUGCUACAUUGAUAUUGCUUAUGCACUUAUUUUCUAAUCAGUAGCUCAUUAACUGCUGUUUGUUUUUUUUUUUUAACUAGAAUUCUUCACUGGACAUUAUUAAGUAAAUCUAAAAAAGAGACUACGUUACGAUUCAUUGACUUAUUUGACUUUUGACUGCAUCUUUAAUUUUUUUAAACUUGCAGACAAGUGGAUGCACCGGUGCUGCUCCUUUGUGUGUGUGUACGUGUGUGUGAUAAUGUUGAAGAAGGCUAAAUCAUGGGAAGGGAAAAAAAUGGGGUGUUUAUUUAAUGACCUGGAUUUUUUUACUUCUCCCAAAUUCAGAGUCCUACUAUGAGUCUUUCCUGCUAAAAAGUAUCAAGUACAAAUGGGAAAAUACCUACCUAGAUAGAUGUAAGUUAGCCUUUGGUUAAUUAAAUUACCCAGAAAGUGUUCAAAUUUUGAUUAAAUUGUAUGUUUUGUUGUUGUUAGGUUUCUUUCAUAGUGAAUCUUCCUUGCCAAAAAACAAUAGAUGAUAAAUCUUAGCUCAUUGUCUACUUUUGACAAACACUCAGGUGCCUACAAUCAUUAUAUUAUAUUGAGAUAAUACGUGGUCCUAGUUAAUUUCCAGAUUCUGCUAGGUAACUUUUAUGACUUGAUUUAAGGCAGUGGAUUUUCAUAGCAAAAUUUAUUUUGCACAUAAUCUGACAAACAAGGAAAACAGCUAAUUGAGCUGAAAGGUCUAACACUCUUGGGCUCCUUAACUAUCAAGUGCUGCCCGCACAACUGCUCCUAGCCCUGAUUCCUUGUCUAGUCAGGUAGCCUUAACUUAUUUAAAACCAUAACGGUUUGACUUUUUCAUGUAAUGAUAUCUGUAACUUAUCUUUAAAACGAAAACAAUCCUCACUGUUAACACAAAGGAUAAUUAGCAAUGCAAGGUUCUAACAAUGGAGCUCUAGUAGGAACCACUCAGCUUAUCGAAUGGAAGUGGGUGGAAUAUUAAUGGAGUGGCCCAUCAAAGAUGGCGGCCAAUCAGUAAGUCAGAAAACACAGUGCAGGAGCAUUAAUGGAGUGGUCCAUCAAAGAUGGCGGCCAAUCAGUAAGUCAGAAAACACAGUGCAGGAGCAUUAAUGGAGUGGUCCAUCAAAGAUGGCAGCCAAUCAGUAAGUCAGAAAACACAGUGCAGGAGCAUUAAUGGAGUGGUCCAUCAAAGAUGGCAGCCAAUCAGUAAGUCAGAAAACACAGUGCAGGAGCUCUCAUCAGUCAUACACCUGUGAAGUAGUGGUCACUAUUACCAAAGCAACCGAAAGGUUUUGAGUUCCUUAUAUGAGUGCUAUUUUCAACAGUGUCAUUUAUCAUGCAACUUGGAGUAGUUGGAAAUCUUCACCAAAAUAGGGAUUCAGGUUAAAAUACAGAAAAAGAAGCAAAACAAUCUUCAUAAAGUCCAGAUCAUGGCAACCUAACCUUCUGCUCUUUCCUACCUGCAUUGCCUUGCUGUUCCUAAAUGUUUUCUUCAUUGUAUUGGUGUUGUAUCUGCCUGGUCUCAGUAUUAGUAAGAAAGAAUGGAUGUUAUGAGAGUUCAAUUAAAGGAAGCUACCCUACCCCCACCCCUGCUCUCUUUUUCUCUUUCUCUGGUUUCUUUUUCAAGCAUCAUAUGUUUGGACCUGAGAAAUGGCAUAGCUGCUAAGUUGGCUUUUAAUAAAAACUGUUUGUGCCUGAGGGAAAAUAUGCCUUUUUCAAAAGUACCUCAGAACAUCUUCCUAUAUUUCCUCAUCAAUUUCGUUGGUGGCACAGGGAACUGAGCAGUAAAUAUUGUCCGUGUGUAGCUACAGGGCAGUACUGUCUAUUGACAGCGCUCUACUGCGUUCAUGCUCCCUUACUCAGUAUUUAUGACCUGGUGAAAAGAUGAAUCAUAGACAAAACAUUUAUUCUAAUACAAAUUUUAUCAUUACAUGUAUUAUAUUCCAGUUUUAUUUCUGUUCUUUAUAGUAAUAGAGUGGGAAAUGCUUGUUUUGAAAUAUUAAUCUUAUGAAAAUGUUAAUUUUAACAAAACUUUGCCAAGAAGAUAUAGAAAAUUGGAAAUACUCUUCUACUUUUCAGCAUGAAAUUAGAUAAGCAGUAAGAGAGAAUUCCAUGUAUUUACACGGUGGCAUCAUUUGGUAUAGUUUAAACUGAGCCAUAUCUGUAUUUAUUUCCAUUUAGACUUUUAAAGUGAAUAAAUAUGUGAGGCUCUGAUAAAAGUCAGAACCUGCAAAGAAACAUCAGGAAACAAAAGAAAAUUGAAAAAUUGAAGAACAAGUGAAAAUCAAAAAUAACAAAUCUCAGUAAGAAUAAUGGAAGACAGACUUGGGGAAGAAAAACCAACUACAAAUACAAUAAAAUUACUGGCUAAUUAUUGCAAACACAGGGAACUAGCAAAAGCAGUCAUUUUUUAAAAGUAAGCACAAUUACCAUACUGGAAAGAAGAGUCAGUAUGCAGAAAUGCUUUCCUACUGAGGAUUUUUCUUAGUUAAAAAAUUAAAUUAAAAGUAGCAAUAAAUUGCCUUUGGCCUGAGUGCACAAGGGCAUACAGGACCCUCGGCUUAAUCUUUCCAGUCAAUUCAUGAUUGAUCAGAUCCCUUUCAUGUAUCGAAUUCUGUUUCAGUAAGAGGAAUUUGGAGAACUGUGAGAAAACAGAAAGUUAUUAAAUAAGAAAAGACCUAUUUAGAAAGAUUAUACUUUAGCCUAAGGAAGAGGAGCCACAAUGUAAUCUUCAAGAAAAGAAAAUUUAACAAACGAUAGGAACAUCGAUAUGGUUACUAAGACUAGAAUAAGAACAGUCUUCAGAGUGAAGGGUUUAUAUUAACUCGAGGAAAGAGAUUUUUGACAGUGGGAAAUUAAUCACUGAAACUGAUCAUCAUAAGGAAGAUUUGUUUUUUAAAAAUUAAAUAUUAUUGGUUAUCUAGUAAGGAUUAAGUGGCAAGAUGUCUUAUGAUAAUCUAUUAUAAUUCUGAGAUUCCAUAAUCUUUUGCUUCUUUUAAAUUUAAAAAUACGUUAAAGUUAUACUGGUUAGUCAUAAAAUAUUUUAUCCCUUGAAAAUAGAAUAGCAAUUGUAAUUUUUCCAAGAUAUUUGGUAAAAAAAAAGACAAAACAAGAUCAUUGGUAUUAUUUUUCUUUCCAGCUAUAUUUCAUAAUAUCUUUAAAGUUGUCCAGAAUGUAGUAAUUUUACUAUAAAAAGCCUCAGUUGUCAGAGUCUAAAAAAACAAAUGUCCUCAGGAAUACUUUGGAAAUAGAAGGUAUGCAAUCCCUUAGGGGGGCAAAUGUCUCUCAAAUUUUAUCUUUUCUUAAAAGGAUCUUCAAUCUACAAUAUUUGCUUUUUCCAUGCUUUGGAAAAUACUUCUGUACAGACCUUCUCUUUCAAACAAGCAUGAAAUGUUGGUCAAAUAAACCAGCUAUGAGUGUGGACAUUUCCUGAUACUGUAUUACAUAAAAUUCUCUACAGUUCUCAAGUGGAAAUCACAAAAUAUGAAAAAGAAGAAAUGAAAUAUAUUUUCCACUGGGAUAAGAAUGGCAAACGUAAUGUAUAAUUGUUACAAUCAAUCAGCCAAAAGACAUAAUCUGCCUCUCAGCAAGACAUGGCAGGGGAAACUGAUGGGUUGCCAAUAAGGAACUGUGAUGACUCGACCCAAGGAUGCCACAAAUUUAUUGAUAUUCUAAGUAUAAAGUAGGACUAGAGUCGAAAGGAACUCUUAGGAUAAAGUUCCCAGUGUUAAAAAUUUGCCCUCCUGGUUUUUUGUUUGUUUAUAAGCCAGAAUGAUUUAAAACAAUCCUUGUAUUUAAGAUUGCAAAAAACUUACAAGAAUAUGUUUCUGAAUAAAAAGGAACGUAAUUCUUUAAAAAGCUGUUGAACUAGAGUUGUGAUAGAAAGCGUGAUCAAUGUUGAUACUGACAAGUAAUUUUUACCUUGAAAUCAAUUUCUGUGGACAUACAAGACCAAUCUAGCUCCCAGGUGACCAUUUCCAUUGUCUUGUGGUAAUGCCCCUAGAUGAUUUGUGUCUAUAGUUAAAUUCAUCUUUAUUCAAAUACCAAGUUUACUGCCAUAGUCCCUGAUUGUAUUGCAUAUGUAGCCCGAUCCUAUUAUGUUAACAUCUGAAAGAUUUCAUCUAGCCAUCUCUUCUGUCCUUCUUACUCAAAGUUUAACUGGAAAAGAUUUUAGUAUUAAGAUAUGUUCCCUGAUUGAGGAUUUUCCAGAAAUAAUAUUCUACUUAAGAAGAGGAGCAAUUAACUGCCUUUACUGUAAGGUGCGAGUGCAUAAGUCUGCCAUGUAAAAUGUUUGCAUGAGAUAUUUCCCAUCAUGUUAGCUUUCCCAUAUUCACAAUAUGAACACUAUAGAAGUCUUAUUUCUCUUGUGGUCUUCUCUCCAUUAGAAAUGGAAGGAGAUCGUUACCUGUAUCUGGUCUCCUUUCCAUAUUAAAAUGCAUGGCUCAAAUCCUCAGUGAAUUUUCACCCCUUUCCUCUGGAGUUACUUACAAUUUGCCCUUUUAAACUGAAGCUGGAUAAACUGCUGAGCCAGAUCAUUUUUGUGAUUGGAGUUUAAGCGCAGUAGAACAUUGGUGGAGAGCACAUUUUAACUCUAACUUUUUUUUUCUUUCAGAAUUAUUCUCUGAUCUUUAUGGUUCUCUAAUGAAAACACUGAGAAGUAUGUCAGAUGCUUUCAGUGUGACUGUUAUAUUUUCUUUUUAAAGAGUCGUUUUAAAACAAAGAACUAUAAAGUAAAGAGAAAUGUCAUCAUUUUGUCGACAUAUCAUUCAUUAUUCGAUGAUAAGGGAGGUACAGAAUGAAUCAUUUUGUUGUCUGGGUUUAUAGCUAUAAUUACGCACUAAAUCUUAGCGCAAAUAAGUUAUUUUAACAUUAUUGCCGCAAAAUUUUUAAGCUCAAUGGUUUGACUGUUGGAGUCAAUUAAAAAUUCUUUGAAAAUCUUUUGUGACAUUUUUGUAAUCUACUCAGUGUUUUUAUUUGCAUGAUUAUGCCUAUGUGAUGAGCCAUUCAUGAUUCCGAUAUUGUAUUUCUUUCCAGUAUUAUAUUUGUGUAAUGUGUGACCAACCUGAUUUGUACAUUGUAUGAUUAUUGUUAUGAUGAUUCUGCUGUUCCUACGCUUAAUUGCAAUUUUGUUAUUAUGCCUUUUGGGAUCAAAUGAUGUGAAGUGUUUCCACCUAAUGAUAAUACCAUAUGAAAAUAUGACUAAAAGACUGACCUAAGAGUCUGUUUUGUUGCUAAUUAUUUUUGAAAAUCUAAAUUUCAAAGGAAACUUUCUCAAAGACAUAGACAUUUAUUUUAAAUUCAAAACAAUUCUUUUGAAUUUAUUAUUGCUUGUCCUUUUUAAUUUUUUUAUUCUAGACAAUCCUAAGUGAAUGUCUCAUGGGAGAAUCCAUAUGAUUUGUGCUUGUAUUUGUGGAAUCUGAUGAUGCACUCGAUGGUUGGAAAAGGCACUCCAGUGCUAAGAAAAUAACUGAAGCCAAUAUAUCAAUUCUUCAAUCUUGGUUUAUGUUACCAACUGAAUAUGGUGUAAUGCGUAACUCUUUCCAGUAAAUAAACUGGUUAUCUUUUGUUCAUUUCA
Messenger RNA from Equus caballus (horse), 9648 nucleotides. It is a transcript of the gene BICD1, whose product is annotated as BICD cargo adaptor 1. Gene Ontology annotation, molecular function: cytoskeletal adaptor activity; dynein complex binding; dynein intermediate chain binding. Gene Ontology annotation, biological process: positive regulation of receptor-mediated endocytosis. The record is from RefSeq and is a predicted model, not a curated record. Lineage: Eukaryota; Metazoa; Chordata; Mammalia; Perissodactyla; Equidae.